GUCUCCGCAGACCCGGCAUCUUUGUUGUCGGUCGCGGCUUCUCGUCGCCUUCCGCGUGAGCGGCAGAAGACGGUGGCGGUCCUCGACCGAAAUGCCACGAUCUCGCAGAUGCAUAUACCGAAGACCGCCGGGCUGUCGCUUUACAAGCAGCUGAAGCCUCGGGGCGUGAACUUCCGCCACGUCUCUUCGGGUUUCGAUGAGAGGUGCUACUAUGUGCUGAGAGGUGAAGGCGAUGAGCACAUUGCCGCCACCUUUCGAAAUCCGCUGGACCAUGUCUACUCCUUGUAUCUGGAGUGUAGCUACACUUCUUUUGGCCGUGACAUGACGCUGGAAACGGACUUCCCUCGAGAUCCGGAAGAGAACCUGACCAGUGGCUACAUGCCUGCCUUGAGUCGAUGGCUGGAGCAUUUCAUUUCCGAAAACACUGAGGAGUACUACAAUUGCUACCACCCGCUUAACAUGCAGGUGCGCUACUUGACAUGUAACGAUUCGGCGUAUCCCGAAGGCGGGCACCGGAGGCUGAGGAACCAGACCGACGAUUUGACUGAAGCCAUUGCAAACAUGCGAUCGCUCUUUUUUGUUGGCAUCUCCGAGCAUUACGUCGCCUCGGUGUGCAUGCUUCUCUAUCAGCUCCAGCUGCCGAUGACGAACUGCGACUGUGCCGACCAAUCCGCCUUUAA
Symbiodinium necroappetens is the source of this 680-nucleotide messenger RNA. NCBI's taxonomy places the organism in Eukaryota, Dinophyceae, Suessiales, Symbiodiniaceae. The record is from the annotation of a GenBank genome assembly.